GACGAGCGCGCCCUCGCAGCUGCCCUCCAUGCACGCCCGCACCCGUCUCUCUCCUCUUCCACCCUCUUGUCCGUAUCCCCUCACCUGGCCGAGGUCCACAAACACAAGUCGCCCUCGCCCUCGUCGGCGGGAGCUUCUCGUCUCUGUCACUCAUUUUCCUCUCCCUCGGCUGCUCUUGUCUGAUGCCCCUACCAAGCCAAGAACUGGCCAGGCAGUAAGUUCUGUUCAGUUAGAAACACACGGAGCAGAAGCAGAUUGUGCCGCCGUGUGUGUAUAAACAAACAGAGGAAGGGGUUGAUCGAUCGAGAGUACGUCGAGUACCGCGGUGCGACAGAAGAUUUGUUCAGUAGGAAUCGAGGGAGGACAGAGAUGGAUCAGGUGGUGAACGCGGUGAUGGACCUGGUGGUGCCGCCGGCGAGCAUGGUGAUGCUGGCGUUCGCGUGGCCGACGCUGUCCUUCCUCCGCGGCGUCGAGUGGGUGCUCAAGACGCUCACCAAGGAGGACAUGCUCGGCAAGGUCGUCGUCAUCACCGGCGCAUCCUCCGCCAUCGGCGAGCAAAUCGCGUACGAGUACGCGAGGCGGAACGCGAACCUGGUGCUGGUGGCGCGGCGGGAGCACCGGCUGUUCGCGAUACGCGACAACGCGCGGCUCCUGGGCGCGGGGCAGGUCCUCGUCAUCGCCGCCGACGUCGUCAAGGAGGACGACUGCCGGAGGCUCGUCAGCGACACCUUCACCUACUUCGGCCAGCUGAACCAUCUGGUGAACACCGUGAGCUUGGGCCACGAUUUCAACUUCGAGGAGGCCGGGGACACCACCGCGUUCCCUCACCUCAUGGACAUCAACUUCUGGGGAAACGUUUACCCGACCUACGCGGCGCUCCCGUACCUGCGGCGGAGCCACGGCCGCGUCGUGGUGAACGCGUCCGUCGAGAGCUGGCUGCCCAUGCCCAGGAUGAGCCUCUACUCGGCGGCGAAAGCCGCGGUGGUGGACUUCUACGAGACGCUCCGGUACGAGGUGAAGGACGAGGUGGGCGUGACGGUGGCGACGCACGGCUGGGUCGGCGGCGACGCCGGCGGCGGCAAGUUCACGCUCGAGGAAGGCGCGGCGGAGAUGCAGUGGAAGGAGGAGCGGGAGGCGACGCUAUCGGGAGGGCAGGUGGAGGCGUACGCGCGGGCGCUGGUGGGCGGCGCCUGCCGCGGCGACGCCUACGUGAAGCGCCCCAGCUGGUACGACGUCUUCCUCGUCUUCCGCGUCUUCGCGCCCGACGUCCUCGCGUGGACCUUCCGCCUCCUCCUGUCCACGGCCGCCCCCACGACGGCGCACGCCCGUCGCCCGCCGCCCGCAGCGCUGCCGGCACCGCCGCUCCGGCCGCUGCUCGAGUACCCGGCGGCCGCGGCACGGAGGCCCGCCGCCCAGCUGCAGAAGCUGGAAUGAGGGAGAGACUGCGGUGCAUCGAUCUUUGGGAGUGGCAAUGCCAUUGCAUUCGCAUGUUUAUGUACCAACUAUGAACUGAUUUUAUAGGCUGCUUUGAAUAAAAUCGCCGGCUAUACAUGGCGAGAUGCAAUGC
Molecule: messenger RNA, 1567 nt
Organism: Setaria italica (foxtail millet)
Lineage: Eukaryota; Viridiplantae; Streptophyta; Magnoliopsida; Poales; Poaceae
Product: 11-beta-hydroxysteroid dehydrogenase-like 5
Exons: 5
Coding region: 370-1434 (354 amino acids)
Molecular function (GO): oxidoreductase activity
Source: RefSeq, a predicted model, not a curated record